AUGUCGGGAAGACCAGCCAGAUUUAAUCAAAGCACCCUCAUCGAUACAACACCACUACCUGCGGAUAUCCCACCAGUUACGGAAAUCGGAAGCAGUUCAGCGCCUUUGCUAUCGGCCAGCUUCUUCAUUGGAGCAAGAUGCAAAGCUUACAAUGACGAUUUCAUGCAAUGCAAGACCGAGAGCGGGGGAAAGGGCGAGAUCGAUUGCUUGAAGGAGGGCAGAAGGGUCACAAGAUGCGCUAAGAGCGUGAUUGAAGAUGUGAACAAGCACUGCCUGGCAGAGUUCCGAAAGCAUUGGACCUGCCUGGACAACAACAACCAGCAACUAUGGCAAUGCCGACCUGCGGAAUGGAAGCUCAAUAAAUGCGUCUUCGACAACCUGAAAAUUGAAAAAGUUAUCCCCGAUACCCCGAAAGGCGAGACUCCUGUACAUCUCAAAACAAGGCAAAUAUACUCGCACCAUGGGCCAUAA
Molecule: messenger RNA, 471 nt
Organism: Cadophora gregata
Lineage: Eukaryota; Fungi; Ascomycota; Leotiomycetes; Helotiales; Ploettnerulaceae
Exons: 4
Coding region: 1-471 (156 amino acids)
Biological process (GO): mitochondrial electron transport, NADH to ubiquinone
Source: RefSeq, a predicted model, not a curated record